Messenger RNA from Medicago truncatula (barrel medic), 1785 nucleotides. RefSeq lists its product as uncharacterized. The transcript is spliced from 6 exons. The coding region runs from base 1 to 1785 and encodes 594 amino acids. NCBI's taxonomy places the organism in Eukaryota, Viridiplantae, Streptophyta, Magnoliopsida, Fabales, Fabaceae. The record is from RefSeq and is a predicted model, not a curated record.
AUGAAGGCUUUGAAGGUAGGAGAUGGAUGGGCGGUUUCACCUUUUGAUGUUCGGAAAGCGGUGGUGGAUUAUUUCAUGAUUCAUGUUUCUUCUCUUUUGUGUGAUAGGCCAAAGUUGGAUGGGGUACCGUUUCCAUCUCUAUCCGAGGAUGAGAAUUUGCGUUUGAUUGCUCCUUUUUCCUUAUUGGAAAUAGAGGCGGUGGUUAAAGAUAGCGAUGGGGAUAAAAGCCCGGGACCGGAUGAUGAAGUUAGAAUUAUGUUUGAUCAAUUUCAUGCAAAUGGGGCUUUGCCAAUAGGAAUGUUGGCUUUCUUUGUUACUUUGAUUCCAAAGGUUUCCUCUCUGUUGGAGCUUAAAGACAAUAGGCCUAUAUCGUUGUUAGGUUGUCUUUAUAAAUUGCUUGCGAAGGUGGACUAUGCCAAAAAGGUGAAAAAACAAUGUUUGAUUCUUAAGGUUGAUUUUGAAAAGGCAUGUGAUUCGGUGGAUUGGGGUUUCUUGGUGUACAUGUUGGUUAGAAUGGGGUUUAGUGAUAAAUGGGUGAAUUGGAUGAAAGCUUGCGUGUGUGGAGGGAGUAUGUCUAUUCUUGUGAAUGGAAGUCCAAUGGAGGAGAUUAAUAUCCAAAGGGGCCUUAAACAAGGGGAUCCUUUGGCUCCUUUUUUGUUUUUGGUGGUUGCAGAGGGUUUUAGUGGGUUGAUGAGGAAUGCGAUUAAUAUUAAUUUGUAUGAGGGCUUUCGUUUUACCGGUAGUGAGGUGGAGGUUUCUCAUCUACAAUAUGCGGAUGACACUCUUUGUAUUGGUACACCGCCGGUGGAGAACUUGUGGACUCUUAAAGUUUUGCUUCAAGGAUUUGAGUCGGCCUCCGGUUUGAAGAUUAAUUUUGCGAAGAGUUGUUUGAUUGGGGUUAAUGUUCAAACCAAUUUUAUGGACAUGGCGAGUAGUUUUCUUCAUUGUUCUCAAGGUUCUCUUCCUUUUAGAUACUUGGGACUUCUAGUUGGUGCUAACCAUAGGAGUAGCGCUAUUUGGCAACCUUUGAUGCCAGUGGUGGUGUGGAAAAAGAUUGUUAGAUUGCAAAGAGAGUUCUUGUGGGGUGGAGUUGGAGGUGGGAAGAAGAUUAGUUGGGUGUUGAAAGCUAAAUACGGUGACAACAUUUGUAGUAAGGUGGAGGGAGCUUCUUAUUUGUGGCCUAGAUUCACGUCGUCUUGGUGGAAUGAUAUUGUUAAUCUAGAGGGAUUUUAUGGGAAUUCGUGGUUCAAUUUGGAAGUGGUUAGAUGUGUGGUAAAUGGUACUACAACGAGUUUUUGGAAUGACAUUUGGAGAGGUAAUUCACCUCUUCAAGUUAAAUAUCCGCGGCUUUUCUCUAUCUCAAGCCAAAAAGAGGAUAGUGUUGGGAUGGUGGGGGAAGUCCUUGAGUCCGGAGUGGAGUGGAAUUUUGUUUGGAGGAGAAGAUUAUUUGUGUGGGAGGGGCAAUUGGUGGAUGAUCUUAGAGAUGAUCUUAGGGGAUUUCGGUUUGUUGACGGGGAAGAUGGUUGGAGGUGGAAGUUGGAGGAGGAUGGGUGCUUCUCGGUAAAAUCCGCUUAUGAGAAGUUGGUAAGUUUGGUGUUGAUAGAAGAUUUAUGGAGGGAAGAGGAGAAACUAGUGUUUUCACAAGUGUGGAAAAGCCCGACACCUUUGAAAGUGGUCGCGUUCUCUUGGAAGUUGUUGCUUGAUCGUCUUCCAACAAAGAAUAUUCCUGGCUCCGCCACUGGUGGAGGACGUCAAGGUGUUAUCUUGGCGUUGGUCGUUCAAUAG